AUGUGGGACUCUGAGUAUCAGGCCCGCCUGGACCAGGGCCGCUGUCCCGGCGACCGCCCGCAGCCCAGCCCCGGGCCUCCUGCCCCAGUGCCCGUGUACCUGCCGUUCCUUCUCGUUGGGUCCGUAUUUGUGGCGUUUGUUGUUGGCGGCGCCUGUGUUGGAAUCUGCUGCUGCAAAUGCUUAAACUCCCAGGAUGAGGGGCAGCAAAGCGGACUUGCACCUGGCCAGACCUGGCUGCUAGAACCCGAUCUGCCUUCUCGCCUCUCCAGUUCCAGUUCUGCCACCAGAAGCUCACUGAGUAGUGCUCCUCAGACCAGCAACAUCUGCGUGACUCUAGCUCCAUUCCUUCCGACUACGGGGUUGGCCGAAGACGCUCGGUUCUUAAGUCCCCCACCUACCAGUGGGCAACUCUUGCAGCCUUCGCGUGCUAACCACAGACCACCAACUGAUCACACCGCAAUAAUGGCUCCCGCGUCUUUCCUCAAA
Molecule: messenger RNA, 486 nt
Organism: Opisthocomus hoazin
Lineage: Eukaryota; Metazoa; Chordata; Aves; Opisthocomiformes; Opisthocomidae
Product: protein shisa-1
Source: RefSeq, a predicted model, not a curated record